CCGGCGGCUGUUGCCAUGGUAGCGGCACCCUGCGUUCCCGUGGCCACUCGGCCGCAUCGGCAACUCAGGGGCUGGGCGGGGCCCCGUUGCCAUGGCGCGGGGAAGUGACCGUCUCCUACCGCCCAGCCUGCCGCCGCCGGCUGCUUCCGCUACGACCGUCACAUGGCGCCGGAACGGCCGCUUGGGGCAGGGACCCUAGGUUUCUCCGAGAAAAAAAAUGCCGUUUUUGGAUUAAAAAAAGUAACCCCAAAUCCACAUUUUUCCUGAUUUAAAUGAAACACCACUAUAUAUAGAUCUAUGGAUGAGUAGCGUUUCAUUUUGAUCAUGGAAAAAUGUGGCUUUGAGGUUACUUAUUUAAUUCGAAAAUUGGGGAGGUUUUUUUUUUAGAUCAGAGAAAACCAGCAUCCCAGGAGAGGACCGACAAGGACAUGCUAGAGCACCCACAGCCUCUGGGUUUGGCUUGGCAGAUCUGAAGAGCUGCUGCCCAUGUCAUUGUGACAACAGGGCCCCUGAACCUAUCUCUGCCCAUUCUGGCCCAAUUCCUGGCUUCUUUCACCCUAGCCUCCAAUUAGCAGCUCAAUGCACACUCCAGUAAAGAUGCAUUUGUUUUUGCUUUCAUCUGAAACUGAGUAAUACAGUGCCAGCCCCCUCCCUCACCUCUUAGUCGAGCUUCUAGUUGCUCUUGAAGUGGAGGAAGAAGGUGCCGCAUUGUAUGUGAUGAUCAGGGAUCCUGGUUUUCACUGAUUAAAAAUUGCAAAUUCUCUUAAAAACCCAAAAUUCAUGAUAAAAAUUAAAGGCCCCCUCCAACCCCCCCGCCACGCUGCUGAUGCCCCGCACUCCCUCCCAGUCUCAACAGCCCUCCUGAUGCCCCUCACAACAACCCCACAGAGACAGACACACAGGCAGAGACAUGCAGACACAGAGACACACACAGACUGACACCUACCUCAGCAGGUGUUUCCACCUAAAUCUUCCUCAGAUUCAGAAGCAGAAGAGGAGACAGGUGAUAAUGGUAUCAUUCAGCACAGAGGAGGUGACCUGCUGGAUUUUCUCCAGUCAGGCAAAGAGAUGACAGCUGCCUCUGGCUUACAUGAAGGAUACUAUGGCACAUUGCAAAGUCUCAAGAUGAAAAACAGACAGCAUCUGUUAGAGGUGGGCUUGCUGUAUCAGGCAAAGUUAGAGAACAACCGCAAACUGUCCAGGGAGGAUGAGGAGCUAAAAGACUUCUUCCAAGGCAAUGGACCAUGGACUCUGAAGACAAGGUCCUAUGAUGCUUUGAGAUUUGGGGACAUGAGGCAGUCCAGUUCUUUGACUGACCUCACCUGGGACAGUCCCUUAAUUCAUAAAUCCCAUGAGAGGCCAAAGAGCGCCACAUCUGCCUGGAUCUCUUCUAUUACCAUCCCCCAGCCUUUCAAGAUGACCCUACGGGAGGCUCACAAGAAGUCCCACUUGAUGAAGUCACGUGCAUUUCUUGAGCUAGAGAAAGAGAGAGACAAAAGACAAAGCCAGGAGGAAGCACAGUGCCAGAAGCAGUUUCGGGCACAGCCAGUGCCUGCCCAUGUGUUCCUUCCACUCUACCAGGAGCUAAUGGAGCAGAAUGAGAUUCGCAGACAUGUGGCAAUACAGAGGAGGAAGGAGCUGCUCCUUUCAACUCAGCAACCCUUCAGCUUCAUGGAGAAGGAAAAGGAGAAGGAAGCCAUCAGAGAGAAGGUUCUGGUAGCGCUGACUCCAACUGAGAGCUCCAAACAGAAAGCCAGCAAGAAAGUCCCUAAAUCCAUCUACAGCCCUGUUCUUGGAGAUAAACUCAAAGAAGCUGAACUCUUCAGGAAAAUACGCAUUCAGAUGAGAGCCAAGGAUUUGCUGGAAAGCUCUUUUGCUCCUUUUGAUCCCAGCAGUAAACAAAGACAGCCACACUUCCGAACUGCCACUAAGACUAAGGAAGAAAAACUUGGCUUCCUACAGGAUAACUUCAGCUUUAAACCAAGAAUUAACCCAGCAGUACCUGAUUUUGAAGGACUUUACUGGGCAUUUCAGAAAGAAGCAAUAAGACAACAAGAAGUCAAAGAGGCAACACGUAAUAAACCGUUCAAACUAAGAACCUCCAAUCUGCACUGUAGGCAAAGACAGGCUAAUGAGAAGAUAACAAAGGAUUUUCAGCAGCUUUCUUUGGUCCCCAUGCAAAGAAGUCAUUCUUUGACUGGUCUCUCCUCUCUCUCUUCCAACACCCUUCCAGUGAAUAUAACAGAUGCAGCAAGAAAGAGGGAAUCUGCAAUUAGAUAUGUCCAGGAAGACAAAAAGCAAAGGGAGAAAGAAGGAAUUAAUUGGAUGGAGGUACACAGAAAGAAGUCCCAGGCCAUGCAUAGAUCUAUAAACAGCCGAGCAAAAGCCCUGGACACCCAUAAAAGCCUACAGGAGACCCACAAGGAGAAGUUGAAACAGAACUGGCAGAAUGACCAAAAGAGAACAAAGGAAUACAGAAAAGAGCUGGAAGAAAUGGAGAUACGAGUCAAGAACAGACCGUACCUCUUUGAACAGGUCACCAAGCAUGAUGCCAGACAAGAGGCAGAGCGACAUUACCGAGUUACACUUCAGCAGGUGGGACUGAAUGAAGAAUUUGUACAGAACAAAGGGAGAGAUGCCACUGACAUGCUGGAGGAGAAGUCCAGAACUCAAAAGCACACAAGCCCAAGAAGCACAGACAUUGGGUCAGCAGAGAAGAAAGAGAAUAGAACUGAGGAGCUGCCAACAUAAGAAUGCAGCGGAAGAGUCCACGGAAAGACUUGCAAGUACUUUAAUUCAAGAUGCUCUAGUGUGAGCCCUCAAGGAACUAUUUCCAAGUAGCUGACAAUACAUACAUACAUACGCAUGCUGAGGAAAGGGGUGAGGAUUGACUGCUGCCUUGUACAUUUCCUGCCCUACAUCACAUCACAGUUCUGCAAACCAGAGUCAUUCUCCCCAUGAGCUACAUCCAUCUCCUCUCCUGUUUUGGGACUUGGAACCAGCAAUGGGAAGCAGGCAAGGUAAGAGGGUGACAAGAUUGUAGCACCAUUGCAGAAAGGAAACAGACAUGAAUGGCUAGAGCCUUGUAUUACUGCCUGGGGAAAUAAGACAUUUUUUCAAAUUUUGCUUUGAAUCACUUUUUUUCUUUUUUCUUGCACUUUGGGAUUUGUUGAUGCCUUUCAUAUUGAGUGUGUUGAGGUGGAUUCUAAAUAAGAUAUUUAUGCAGAAUAAGAGGAUUAUAGAUUUGACCUCCUCUUAGAGAAGGUCUGGAAAGCAGCUCUCCUUCUCCCUGUCAUCAUGGAGGAAAGCACUCUAUUAUGAAGCUGUAUUUUAUACCUCUGUUUUUUUGACUGAGAUCACUGGUUUGUCCAGAAAAUGGCAAGAUUUUCUAUGACUGCAAAUAAGAAUGUUUGCACAAAAACUUAAAAGUAGUUUGUCACAGUGAGAUUUCAAAUAAUGUAGAUCUAUAUUGUUUUCUCCAUUUCUAGGUGAAAAAUCCGUUAAUCCCUUCAAGCUUGCCAUCUGCUUCAGCAGCAUCCCAAUUAUUUGCCAUAAUUAAACAAAGUAGGGCUAUCAAACUAUUUUAAAAUGUUAUUGCAAUUAGUUGCAUGAUUAAAAAAAUUAGUUGCAAGUAAUCAUGAUUUUAAUUGCAUGGCUAAAAACCUCAAAAUCAUGCACAGAAAAACUCAAAAUUAUGCAGGUACUUUGUAUUGGGGGGAGGGGGGAACCCCCCAAUCCCCUCCACCCCCCCCCAUGUACACAAACCCUAGGCAGUUCCCAAGGCCUGGCCCUCCAACUCCGCCCCCUGCUCCCCAAUACACUUACCUGCAUCCAGCAGCUGAGUCUGCUUCCAGGACCCUGCCAGGCUGCUUCCUGGCCACGUGUGGCCCAGCCCUAGUGAGGGGAGAGGGGCUGCUUUUCCCACAGCACCAGCAGUGAUUAAUGCAUGUUAAAGAAGUUAAAACCAAAUUAAUGCGUUAAUCAUGCACGUUAGAUUAAUUGACAGCCCUAAAAUAAAGUAAUUAAUGUGGGGGAGGAGGCAUGUGGAAUGUUUUCUUUAAAAUAAAGUUGAAACACAAAGAUUGUACAAUGGUUCCUUCCUUUUUUAACUUUUUGUGAAAUAUCUGAUUUUCCAAAUGUCUUUAGGCUGUAGGGAGGUGAGGGAGAAGUGUAGGGAAGAGAAUUUCUCCUUUGUCUGCAAGUAUCUCAUGUUCUAUUAAAAGCCCAAGUAAAUGGGAUUUAUAAGGGGUAUCCAUGUGGUCCCAAGAGUGGGGAGGUACUGCUUUUAAUCUCAGUAGGGUGCUAAUCCUGGAGUUUCAAAUCACCAACACUGCUGUUUCACCACAGACCAUUGUAGCAGAAAAGUUAUGGUGGAUUUUCAGUUGACUUCACAAUUGGAUCUCACUACCCUUAUGAUCACCCCCACUGGGAUGUACAGUGGCAGAUAUAUUUUUAGCAUUAGAGGAUGCAAUUGAGCACAGGGCUCAGAUAACACCUUUAGAAAGAAAGAUACAAAGUAUAAUUGAAUGUUGUAAACAUAAUAAAAACACCCCUCUGUGAACCAGAUCAGGAGCCAAAAAGCCAUACAGGCUGUUUCGUUAGGAUAUGGGAAGUUACCUCUGAUUUCUAGUUUAAAAAAACCCGUUAAAAACAGUAAUAAGCACUGAACCAAAAUUGUAUUAUGGGACAAAGUGCACAUAGCUGACCCUGAAACAGUCCUUUAACUGGUAUCUAGCUUCUGGCUCUAUGAUUUUAGGUGGUGUUCCAAGAAUGUAUCUAUAUGAAGAAAAAGUGUGAUGUCAGCAUUCCAGAUUGCCAACAAGGAGCCUUAGAUUUUAGUUAAAGUCACUCAGGAAAUAAACCCUCUUAGUUCUAAAGCAAGGAUGGGAAUGAAAUACACUGCUGAAUUCACAACCUCAAAAUUUCUCCAGGAAGAGCACCUAUUGGUUGGUUAAGCGAUAGCUCUGCUUUGUAAAGUAUUGUAGUUUAUGAACAAACUAUCCUCAGCAGAAAGCUAUUCAGGAUAUUGGUGGUGGGAGUGUUGCAUCCCUUUCUUCCAGUGGCAGGAUUAGAAAGAAAGGCACAUGCCAUUCCCACAUGAUUAGUUAUUCUUGUUCAGUUGCAGGAAUGAACUCAUGGAGACAACAUUAUUCUGUUUCAACCUCCUAUAUCCUAUUCUGGGAUAAUGUUUAGUUUUGGUUCUGGCAGGUCAUGAAAAAUAAGCAGCUCUAGUUCAGGUCCUGUGCGUCUCCUAUUGGAAAUCUGUGCACAGAAAACUGUUCUUUUAAUUUUUAAUAGCUUUAAUGUUGUUCUGAACUGAACAUGUGUCAUUUAUAAUUACUAUAUCUUUUUUUCUUACAAAAGGAAGUAGAAAAAGAUAGAAUAAUGGUAAAGAACACAUGUUCAAUUCAGAACAACAUUAAAGCUCUGUACAGAAGAGUAUGACAGUUUUGUAUGUUCCAUAGAGAGCUGGUGCAACUCUUGCUCCAGAUCACCCACAAUUGCAAUAGUACUCACAAACACACUACCUGUUCCUAAAAGUUCACCAAAACCUGUAGGAGUAGUUUGCAUUCUUGCUAUUGAGACCAGUUCACAACCACCCACUUUUAAGUGAAAAUAGUCCAGUCUCCAGCCUGUGUUGAACAUCAGUGGGUAUGUCGACAUGUGCAAUUAAUGCGAUGAAAUAAAUUCUGGCACAGUUUGCGCUGGAGUCAACUGCUCCCAAGGAACACAUCACUUUGGGAGUCCAGGGGGUCAGCUCCAGGUGGUGGUGGUGAACAGGCUGGCUGGGGUACAACGGUACCAAUGUGCAGGGCUAGGCGGCAAGCAGCUCCCCACACUUUAGCACCCUUGUGCCCCACCAAACACGUCACAAUCUACAGGUAUGUUUCAGCACAGGCAAGUACUUCGCUGUAAAAACAGUAGUGCUGGGGACUGUACUUACUGUCUUACAGUGGAAUUAAUUAAUUUACUGUGCCCUAAUACUGGUACAUGUGUAGAUAGUGAUGCUUUACUGUGGAACUAAUUAGUCAACUCUGCAGUAAAGUGCACAUGUACCUACUGUAUGUCAGAAUCCUAAAAUGUCUGGAAUGGGUGAAGCGACAGGAAAUAGCAACCGUUGGUCUCUAAACACAGUAGUAAAACAGCAGUUAGGGAGAAAAAAAAAAAAACAAGCCACACAGAAUGGAGGCAAAGUAGCAUAAACUGAACUUGCCUGAGCUAAAAGAAUGCUGUUCCUUUUAGCACCUGAGAAAGACUAGUUUCCUGAAUCUUCCAAACAUUCUAACCCGGGGUGGGCAAUUAUUUUGGCUGGUGGGCUAUUUAAUGAGUUUUGGUGAGCUGUUGGGGCCUGCACAGAAAUUCUUUCAGAAGGUAGCAUUUUAACAAGUUAUAGAUAGAAAACAAAUGGUGUAUUAAAUAAAAAGUAAAAAUCUACUAUAUUUUCAAUUUAUUUCAAAAAAUUUUUUGUCCCGACUUGUUUUUUUAAGUAGUGUGUGUAGAGGCAAUUAAAGACUUUAUUUUAAGCUAUUACGCACUCUUAUAUAGUGCGUGUGGCAGGGGGUGUGGGUGUGAGGUAUGUGUGUGGGGGGACUGCCUAUGUACUAGGUCCUGGGAGCCAGCUGGGGGUGGCAGGGCAAAGCUUGCACUACAGGUACAGUGCCCCCCCAUGGUGCUCUACAUGGGGCAGAGCCCCACCUGUACCUGCCCUGGUCAGCGUGCACAGCUUCCUGGCUGGGUUGCUUUCCACCCAUUCCGCUGCCCACAGGUGGCUUGUGCUGGGCAAAGUGGGAAGAAGGAAGUCAAGAGCUGCAACUGGAGCCCCAUGUGCUGGGGCAGGAGCAGCUCAGCUGCAGCUCCCCUCCCCCACCCACUGCCACUUCCCCACACUACGGGCUGUCCAGACCAAUGUAGCAGAGGCAGGAGAAGGAUCCACUGGGGGAGGGGAGGGAAGGGAAAGGCGAGCAAAGCAGUACACAGGCAACUGCAGCAGCGGUGGGAGCAGCCCUGCAGGAAGCUGUGCAACUGGCUAGGGCUGGAGCCCUGGGAAGCUGUGUACCUUGGCUCCUCCAGAGCAUGGCACAGGCUGCCCUGGGCAGGGCUUGGUCCCAUGGGGAGCACCACAGGGGCAGCCACAGUUCAGCUAUAAUCAAUAGGUGGGCUGGAUCCAGCCCAUGGGCUGUAUUUUACCCACCCCUGUUCUAACCAGACAAUAUCACCAUCUACUGAUUAGGACCUGAAGAACUACUGACGAUCCUGCUAUCUUCUCCUUCGGCAUAUAUAUCUAUAGCGAUCUCUCUCAAACACUCUCUCCAUUCUCUGUUUGGCUGCUUAAAUUGCCACCUUAUAUACAGAAGGCCAAGAAGAUUUGACCUUGCAAUAUUUUGGCAAGAUCUGUUUGGCACACUGAAAUUCCUGAGCAGUCCAGUUUUGCCAAUAUCUCACAUAGGCCCUGGAGAUUCUAACAGUAUCCUGUGCUAGGCUUCAAAACCAAUAAAAGCUGCAACCCAGACAACAGAAGUCUUCUUGUUAUUAGUUUUUCUUUCCCACUUUGAACAUAUUUACCAUGUCCUAAAAAGGAGAGUGAAUUUUUAAACCACCACCCAAGAGCUGCCAACUAAAUGACAACAUUUAUAAUAAGAAUAUCUGAUGCUAUUUAAAUGAGACUUCAAAUAAAGAUUUACCCUACUAAAUAUUUAGUAAGAGAAAAAAGGGGAGCAUGGCAAUUGCUAAAAUAAAAGCUUGAGUUUUAAAAUAUUACAUACAAUAAUUUGCAUUUGAUAAAAUGUUACAUGUCUUCUUUGAAGGAUAAAUCAAGCCUAAGCAUUAUAAUUUUGACCUUAAGUUGUAAUGUUGUCAUAGUAAGAAUGUCAAACUGAGUAACUUAAAUUCUGUUCAUUCUAACAACAAAGCCACAUUCUGAAAGCAGGAAUAAUUUUUCUUAUGCUCUACAAAUACAUCUGAGACAACAGCAUGGAAAUACAGACCUUCCAUUUUUGUUCUGAAAUGUUUCAUCAGACUAUUCGUUUUUAUUCUAAAGUAAGAAUAAAGACCUGCUCAACUGACUUGUCAAAUUACUGUAGUACGUUUACUAGUAAACUACUGUAAUAAAUCUACUUCCUCUUGA
Molecule: messenger RNA, 8125 nt
Organism: Alligator mississippiensis (American alligator)
Lineage: Eukaryota; Metazoa; Chordata; Crocodylia; Alligatoridae
Gene: FAM161B
Product: FAM161 centrosomal protein B
Exons: 9
Coding region: 1069-2751 (560 amino acids)
Biological process (GO): cilium organization
Cellular component (GO): cilium
Source: RefSeq, a predicted model, not a curated record